This is a messenger RNA of Piliocolobus tephrosceles (Ugandan red Colobus), 3092 nucleotides long. RefSeq names its product solute carrier family 25 member 16 (gene SLC25A16). Gene Ontology annotation, biological process: transmembrane transport. The record is from RefSeq and is a predicted model, not a curated record. NCBI's taxonomy places the organism in Eukaryota, Metazoa, Chordata, Mammalia, Primates, Cercopithecidae. The coding region runs from base 1298 to 2002 and encodes 234 amino acids. The transcript has 9 exons. Gene Ontology annotation, cellular component: mitochondrial inner membrane.
UUCGAAUUCCUGACCUCAAGUGAUCCGCCUGCCUUGGCCUCCCAAAUUGCUGGAUUACAGGCAUGAGCCACCGUGCCUGGACUUGUUUUUUAAAGACCGAGUCUUGCUCUGUUACCUAGGCUGGAGCGAAGCCGUGCAAUUAUAGCUCUCUGCGACUUCCAACUAUGGGCUCAAGUGAUCCUCCAGCCUUAGCCUCUGAGUAUUGAGGCAUACCACUAUGUCUCGCUAAUUUUUUUUUCUUCUUUGAGACAGUCUCACUUUGUUGCCCAGACUGGAAUGCAGUGGCGUGAUCUCGGCUCACUGCAACCUCGGCCUCCUGGGCUCAAGGGAUUCUCCUGCCUUAACCUCCCAAAUAGCUGGGACUACAGGUGCCUGCCACCAUGUCUUGCUUAUUUUUUUUGUAUAUUUAAUAGAGACGGGAUUUUACCAUGUUGGCCAGGCUGGUGUCGAACUCCUGAACUCAGGAGAUCUGCCCUCCCCAACCUGCCAAAGUGCUGGGAUUACAGGCAUGAACCACUGCGCCUGGCCCAUUUUUAAACAUUUUUUAAUAGAGAUGAGGUCUCACUGUGUUUCCCAGGCUGGUCUCAAACUCCUAGUCUCAAGUAAUUUUUCCACCUCGACCUCCCAAAGUGCUGGGAUUACAGGUGUGAGCUACUGUGCCUGGCCUAUUUUUCACCUUUUUAUAAGAGGAGCCACCCAUUUUAUCAAGUCAUUACUAGAUGUACAAUAUUGUAGAGAAGUCUAUAUAGUUGAUUUAGAAGCAUGCCAAGCUCGAGGGGCUGGCCUGGACUCUGACCUAUGCUAAAGCCCAUGUAUGCACUUUAUUCUACUUUCAUCUAUACUUUUUCCCAGUGGCACAUGGUAGAGUCGAAAUACGUAUUUGCUGAAUGUAUAAAUGAAUGACUAAUUUUAUGGGUAAAAGUUGGUUGUUUCAAUGAAACAAUGAUCCAGAAGAAGAGGAGGUUACUUCAAACAGAACCUGGCAAUCGGAUCAAUACCUUCAAGUGUCUGUCUCCAUAAAAAUCUUCCAGAAGAAGAGGAGGUUACUUCAAACAGGACCUGGCAGUUGGAUAAAUACCUUCAAGUGUCUGUCUCCAUAAUCACAUUUUAGCAAGAUUCCCAGUGUUCCUCAGGUAUUGCUGGAUGCUGUGCCAAAACAACAGUUGCUCCAUUGGAUCGAGUAAAGGUUUUAUUACAAGCUCACAAUCGCCAUUACAAGCAUUUUGGAGUAUUUUCUGCAUUGCGUGCUGUUCCUCAAAAAGAAGGAUUCCUUGGAUUGUAUAAAGGAAAUGGUGCAAUGAUGAUUCGAAUCUUUCCCUAUGGUGCAAUCCAGUUUAUGGCAUUUGAGCAUUAUAAAACGUUAAUUACUACGAAGCUGGGAAUUUCAGGUCAUGUGCACAGAUUAAUGGCUGGAUCUAUGGCAGGUAUGACAGCAGUUAUCUGUACUUACCCUCUUGACAUGGUUAGGGUCCGCCUAGCAUUCCAGGUGAAAGGGGAACACACCUAUACAGGAAUUAUUCAUGCAUUCAAAACAAUUUAUGCACAGGAAGGUGGUUUCUUUGGAUUUUACAGAGGUCUGAUGCCUACUAUUUUAGGAAUGGCUCCAUAUGCAGGUGUUUCAUUUUUUACUUUUGGUACCUUAAAGAGUGUUGGGCUUUCCCAUGCUCCUACCCUUCUUGGCAGACCUUCAUCAGACAAUCCUAAUGUCUUAGUUUUGAAAACUCACGUAAACUUACUUUGUGGUGGUGUUGCUGGAGCAAUAGCACAGACAAUAUCCUACCCAUUUGAUGUGACACGUCGGCGAAUGCAAUUAGGAACUGUUCUGCCAGAAUUUGAAAAGUGCCUUACCAUGCGGGAUACUAUGAAGUAUGUCUAUGGACACCAUGGAAUUCGAAAAGGACUCUAUCGUGGUUUAUCUCUUAAUUACAUUCGCUGUAUUCCCUCUCAAGCAGUGGCUUUUACAACAUAUGAACUUAUGAAGCAGGUUUUUCACCUCAACUAAAAAAAAAAUUAUGGUUGGUUUUUCUUAAUACAUUCUCAGAAGAAGAAAUGAAACAUUACUUUAAUUGUUGGGGGAACAUUACUUGAAUGGGGAUAUUUACACUGUCACAGGAGCCACUGAUAUUUUAGUACUUGAUUAUUUUUUCUUUAGUCACAAAUCAGAAGUGCUUACCAUACUUUUUGAUGCCAAACAUUAUACCUUAGAACAUUGAAAAAAAUAUUCCUAAGCUGAUGCUGGCUAAACUGCUUUAAAGUUUUAUUUGGAAGUAGAACUAGCUUUAAAACGGGGUUCAAGAGGUUGCCAUUAGCUUUGUCAUGCUGUUCAAAGUUUUUAAUUGUUAUGGUUUUUAAAAGACUGACAGUGUUUAUUAUUAUUAAAGUAAGCAGGGUUGGUUAUAUUGCAGUAGAAUAAUGAGAACUGAAUUUUUAAGUUCUAUAAAACAGCCAGCAUUGACAUUUUCUUUUUGUUAUCUCUCUUCUCACAAUUAUGCUCCACUGGAUAAUAGGAAAAACACUUCUUUCCUUCAUUUUUUAACUAAAAUUAAUGUUGUAUUUAAAAAGUAGCCAUGUAGAGACACAAAAAUAAAUGAAGAAGCUGGGCAUGGUAGAAUGGGCAUGUGGUCCCAGCUACUCUGGAAGCUGAGGUGAGAGGAUCACUUGAGCCCCAGAAUUCCAUGCCAGCCUGUGCAACAUCGUGAGACCCCGUUUAAUAAAUGAAUGAAUGACUAAGUCUUGCUCAAAUGUUAUUACUAGGUACUAUGAGUGACUUACAUGUGUUUGAAAAUGUCAGUGUGUUUCCCAGAGGCAGAAAUAAAAAUACUGAAUAUCUUUGCUCUCAAAAACAAAGUAGCACUGUAGAUUUGAUUUUGUUAGAUGAUUUGCUCUAUACUAGAAUAUUUAAGUAGACUGUGAAAUAUUUAUUAAUGUAGAUGUGAAUAUCAAAAAAUGUUUCUAAGGUAUUAUGAUGCAUCAACUAGUUCUUCCAUGUAAAAUAAUUUUAGUGCAAUAUGAAGAUGUAGAAAUGUAAAAUAUGAUUUGAAUUGUUAUCCUUUAUAUUAAGAAAAUGUUUUAAAACGUAAGAAUUCCAUUUA